AAAAAAAAAUGGUUGUGUUUCGGAAAACAGGCAUUUUGACUUGCGGGUUCUUGAAGCGAGUUAUUGCCCAAGGUGAAUCCUUUCCCUUACCAAGUCUUUGAUAAAAUAUUUAUUUUCCGAUUUGCUUUACAUACCUAGGUACAAUUUUGCUGAACCAGUGGUACGAAAAAUGGGUAGUUCAUUUUCGAGAUCCUAUUCUCCCAAUAGUGGUCAAAAUAAACUAAACGUAAAUGAUGGAGCUAAAGCUGGAACUAUAUCCCGAAUGGAUUCCAACAUACAAUAUGUUGAGGCUGUAGUCUGCAAUGAGGGAGAUCUGAAAGACAAUGAAAUGAAGGUGUUUGACAUUGGAGACGAUGGAAAGGUCCUACUUGUGAAACAGAAAGGAGAAAUCAGUGCUCUAGGGACGAAAUGCACUCAUUACGGAGCACCAUUAGUGUCUGGAGCAUUGGGAGAUGGAAGGAUCCGCUGUCAGUGGCACGGAGCUUGUUUCAAUAUCAAAACUGGAGACAUUGAAGACUUUCCUGGAUUUGAUUCACUACCAUGCUACCAAGUCACAGUAUCUGAAAAGGGACAAGUCAAGGUUCGAGCUAAGGUUAGCGACUUGCAGUCAAACAAACGUAUAAAGGACAUGGGGUUGAUAUCACCGUGUGACGGUAGCACCGUGGUCAUCGUGGGCGGAGGGCCCUCGGGCGCCACCUGCGCAGAGACCCUCCGCAGCGAGGGCUUCGAGGGCCGCAUCACCAUGAUCGCUAAGGAACCCUACCUGCCCUACGACAGAAUCAAAGUCUCCAAAAUAGGCGCAGUCCCCGACAUAAAAACCCUACAAGCCAGAAACACCGAAUAUUACCAAAACGCUAACAUUGAAAUUUUAACGGGCAAAGAAGCGACUAAAGUGGACCCGGAGCACCGGUUCGUGCACCUGAACGACGGCACCCGGGUCAAGUACAGCGCGCUCUACCUCGCCACGGGCAGCCGGCCGCGCGUGCCCGGCGUGCCCGGCAUACACCUGAACAACAUCUUCACCGUCAGAAAUUACGAAGAUGCCGUCAACAUCUUGACGACAUUGGGCGACAGCAACGACAAGGACGUGGUCGUUCUCGGUUUGAGCUUCAUCGGAUUGGAAUCGGCCGCUUCCUGCUCCAGCAAAGCCAAGUCUGUGACGGUAGUCGGAAAAGACACGGCCCCACUGGGACAAAUAUUUGGAAUGGACAUCGGUAAAAGCUUGCAAAAUCUGUUCGAAGAGAAGGGCGUUAGUUUCGUAUUCGAUGCGACUAUCACGAAAUGCAAUGGUGAGGAUGGAGCAGUAAAGUCUGUGGAGCUGAGCAACGGAAACACACUGCCUGCCGAUAUGCUGAUUCUGGGCGUGGGAACCACGUUCUACACCGAUUUUCUUAGAGAUAGUGGUAUCGAAAUGCAACCGAACGGUGCGGUCAGCGUCAACGAUAAGCUGGAAACUAAUAUUAAAAACGUGUACGCCGGCGGCGAUAUAGCUCACGCGCCGGUUUUUGCCCACGAGAAUAAACACAUGAGCAUAGGUCAUGUAGGGUUAGCGCAGUACCACGGCCGAGUGGCAGCCCUGAACAUCGUGAGGAAAGAGAAGCGACUGCGUACCGUCCCGUACUUCUGGACAAUGCUUUUCGGGAAAUCGAUUCGUUAUGCGGGCCACGGGAAAUCUUCCAACAUCCUUGUGGACGGUGAUAUAGAUGCUUUGAAAUUUGUAGUAUUCUUCUUUGACCAGUCUGAGAAAGUCAUUGCUGUGGCCUCUUGCAUGAGGGAUCCGGUGGUGUCCCAGUUCGCCGAAUUGUUGUAUCAGGGUAAAUCUCUUUAUAAGAAAGAUUUGAAAGAAGAUAGGUUUGGCUGGACCCAAACCAUUCAUUAAUUCUAGGAUAAAAAUGAUCGUCGUACGUUAGUUUGGGUGUUUGCUUGUACAUCACAUAUGAGACAUGUACGAUUUUUAUAGAGCUUAUCUCACGUCAUUCCUAACUGUAUGUAUGCGUUUCUAUGUAUUUAUUCACGAGCGAGACUUUGUGAUACUGUGGCAAUAACCUUACAAUGUACAAUGGCACAAAAGUAGUUAGCUUCACUUAAUAUGAUAUUAACAUUAAAUUUAUUUUAUAUUGUAGAAUGUAAGAGCUUAUUUUUAUUUCAAAAAAUGUUUGUAGAUAUUGUUAAAUUUUGUCUAUUACUGAAGACUAAAAUAAAUUAUUUUCUCGAAUUAGUUAUAUAUAAUACAUUAUAUCAAACAAUAAGUAGUAAAUAAUAAGCUCAAUAUUGUUUGUGAAUUGUAAUACAGUCUACAGCGCUAUCAUUUAUGCUAGUUCCUAACUCCGGAAUCAUUUCAUACAGACUACUCAUAUUCAUAAGAAAAGGACAAAUCACACAGAUAAAGUUAGCCCCAAGUAUGUUACGAGUCUUGUUUUGUGGGAUACUAACUCAAUAAUACUAUAUUUUAUAACAUAUACGUAACACAGAUAACAUCUGAGAAGUCUGAAAAAAAUUAAAUUUUCCAUAUUGACCUGUCCGGGGAUCUCCUCAGCAGACCAGCAUUAUUAUGUCUGGUGUUAAUAGGUGUUAUAAGUACAUAUGAUUGUUUUUUUCAUGUUAACAAACUAAACUCGAAGUAUAUUUUUCUGUGAUGUUCAUAGAAUAUUCAAAACAGUAUAUUGAAUGAACAGUGGUUUUAGUGACUGCAAUUGUAUGUCAUACUCAGUAAAACUGCAACAUAAUAAGUUUCUUCUGAAUAUUACUCUAUUCUUUAUAUUUCAGAAAUAACAGUGCAUAAAUAAAGUCUGUUCUUAUUAUACGUAACUUCAGUGUACAACCAACAAACUUUAGUUAUGAAAAACAAUCAGCCUAAAAUUUUUGUAUUGGCAUAAUACUACAUGUAAUCUCAACUGGGUAGAAUACUCUUAUAUCGAUAUUAUUUGGGCUAUGUGAAUCUUUAUAUCUUUCCAAUAUAUUUUUAAAUUGUACUUAUUCUAAAAUAAUUGUGUUUAAAGUUGAAAUUGUCUAAUGUAUAUAUUUAUUUAUUUUACAAAUUUGUUACAAGAUGUUUAGUAACAAGUAAAUAUACAUUAUUUAAAUGAAUGUGUAUGUGAUAUUUAUGAGUAUAGAAAACAUGGAGAAAUAUGUAUGAGUAAUUUAUUUAUGGAGCUAAAAGUUACAUGUUGUUGCCUUUUAAAUAUUUAUAUAAACAUUUGAAUGUGAUAAUUUUUAUAAUGUUGUUUUGCUGAAUAAAGAAAUGUGAAUUAUUAA
Plodia interpunctella (Indianmeal moth) is the source of this 3255-nucleotide messenger RNA. RefSeq lists its product as uncharacterized. Gene Ontology annotation, molecular function: 2 iron, 2 sulfur cluster binding; oxidoreductase activity, acting on NAD(P)H; flavin adenine dinucleotide binding. The record is from RefSeq and is a predicted model, not a curated record. The coding region runs from base 170 to 1879 and encodes 569 amino acids. NCBI's taxonomy places the organism in Eukaryota, Metazoa, Arthropoda, Insecta, Lepidoptera, Pyralidae. Gene Ontology annotation, cellular component: cytoplasm. The transcript has 4 exons.